Guillardia theta CCMP2712 is the source of this 639-nucleotide messenger RNA. RefSeq lists its product as hypothetical. The transcript has a single exon. The coding region runs from base 1 to 639 and encodes 212 amino acids. The record is from RefSeq and is a predicted model, not a curated record. Lineage: Eukaryota; Cryptophyceae; Pyrenomonadales; Geminigeraceae.
AUGGCGCUAGCGGGGGUGGCGGUGAGCGUGACGGGAGCGUUUGAGCGGGAGAGGAUGGGGCAGGCGAUCAGGCGAGCAGGGGGCAGGCUCGACACCCUCGUGCACAAGAACCUCCACGUCCUCGUCGCCGAUGACGCGGCCGUGCAGCGAAACACGCAGAGGGUCAGAAAAGCUUGCAAGCUCGGGGUGCCCAUCGUCCGCGAGACCUUCAUCCUCGAGAGCCUCCGGACGGGCAAGCGAGCCAAAGUCGAAGAUCACCUGCUGCAGGUCUCCAAGGACGGAGAUCACCUGCUGCAGGUCUCCAAGGACGGAGAUCACCUGCUGCAGGUCUCCAAGGACGGAGAUCACCUGCUGCAGGUCUCCAAGGACGGAGAUCACCUGCUGCAGGUCUCCAAGGACGGAGAAAGCCCUGCGCACCGGAAGGCGACUGCCGAUAAGCGUCAGGCGCCCAAGGAGGAGGUUGAAGGCAAGGUCCGAGCAAGAGAGGGCGAUGAGAAUGAUAGACAGCCAGUUGAAGCGACGAGCAACCAAGCAGUUCAAAGCAAGAGACGAAGACAAUUGAAUCCUUUCAGCACGAUCUUUCCCACAAGUUAUCGGAUGCUUGUUCGUGAGAGGGUGAGGUUAGCAAAGCCAGGGUAG